GCCGGCGGCGGGAGGAGGCGGGGGCCGGCGGCCCGGCCCGGCCCGGCCCGCCAUGAGCAGAGCGCAGCUGACGCGGACGGGGAUCCUGCGGAUGGCGCUGGGCGGCGGCGGCGCCGACCCGCUGCUGCCGGCCGAGGGCGGCGGGGACCGGCGGGCGCCCUUCCUGCUGCGGGCGCUGCGCAUCGCCGUGGUGGUGUGCCUCUACUGGUUCACCUCCAUCGCCAUGGUCUUCCUCAACAAGUACCUGCUGGACAGCCCCUCGCUGCGCCUCGACGCCCCUCUCUUCGUCACCUUCUUCCAGUGCGCCCUGACGGCCGCCCUCUGCCUGGGCCUCAGCCUGGGGGCGGCCUGCGGGUCCCCCUGCGCCGGCCUGCCCGCCCUGCGCCUCGACCCCAAGGUGUCCCGCAGCGUCCUGCCCCUCUCCGCCGUCUUCAUCGGCAUGGUCACCUCCAACAACCUCUGCCUCAAGCAUGUCGGCGUGGCCUUCUACAACGUGGGGCGCUCCCUCACCACCGUGUUCAACGUGCUGCUCUCCUACCUCCUCCUCAAGCAGACCACCUCUCUCUAUGCCCUUCUGGCCUGCGGAGUCAUCAUAGGUGGCUUCUGGCUGGGUGUUGACCAGGAAGGAGCAGAGGGCACUCUGUCAUGGACAGGUAUAUUUUUUGGGAUCUUAGCAAGCCUUUGUGUCUCUCUCAAUGCCAUCUACACCAAGAAGGUGCUGCCUGUUGUGGAUGGUAGCAUCUGGCGCCUGACCUUCUACAACAACAUCAACGCUUGUGUCCUGUUCUUCCCCCUCAUGGUGCUGCUGGGCGAGUUCCGCACCCUCUACCACUUUGACAAGCUGGGGAGCCCGAGCUUUUGGGGCAUGAUGACCCUGGGGGGAGUGUUUGGCUUUGCCAUUGGGUACGUGACUGGACUUCAGAUUAAGUUCACUAGCCCACUCACCCACAACGUGUCUGGGACGGCCAAGGCCUGUGCACAAACAGUGCUGGCCGUUAUCUACUUCGAGGAGACAAAGAGCUUCUUGUGGUGGACGAGUAACUUGAUGGUUCUGGGGGGCUCCUUCGCCUACACGUGGGUGAAAGGACUGGAGAUGAGAAAGGUGCAAGAGGAUCCUAAUGUCAAAAGCGGCGAAAGAAAUGAGACUGGUGUGUAGGUGGCUCCUGCACCUCGAUUUUUGGGCCUGGAGGGGAUAGCCUUUGGUGCUCCUUUCCUCCUGGGGAGAAGAAGAGCAAGGAGCAGGAAAAAAUGCACCUGCAAAGUGUAUGGGGAACUGUGUCAGGAACCAGAGCCAAAGACCUGACUGGAUCAUGUUUUAUCUCACCCCGUGUCAGAGUUGGGAGGAGCAUGUGUUGUAGAGAUCAACUGGGGGGUUUUUGUGAUUGUUUUUUAAAAUGGAUGUUGUUAUUUACCUAA
This is a messenger RNA of Prinia subflava (tawny-flanked prinia), 1416 nucleotides long. RefSeq names its product solute carrier family 35 member C1 (gene SLC35C1). Bases 53 to 1156 code for a protein of 367 amino acids. The record is from RefSeq and is a predicted model, not a curated record. Gene Ontology annotation, biological process: GDP-fucose import into Golgi lumen; protein O-linked glycosylation via fucose. The transcript is spliced from 2 exons. Lineage: Eukaryota; Metazoa; Chordata; Aves; Passeriformes; Cisticolidae. Gene Ontology annotation, molecular function: GDP-fucose transmembrane transporter activity; antiporter activity. Gene Ontology annotation, cellular component: Golgi apparatus.